AUGCCGUUCUAUGUUCUCAGCAUGGAAUGUAUAACAAUUAUGAAAAAAAUAAUUGGGUUUACCCCAGCACUCCUUCAAGUUGUCAUGAUGGGGGAACUUGACAUGCCAGUAAGACAGGCAGGCGUUAUAUACCUAAAGAACAUGGUAGCACAGUACUGGAAAGAUGCAGAGUAUGAGGCUGGUGAGCCUAUUCCAUUCCACAUUCACGAGCAGGAUCGGGCCAUGAUCCGCGAUGCCAUUGUCGAUGCAGUUGUUCAUGCACCAGAUCUUAGUACAGCUUGCUGUCGCUGGACGACCAUUGUCGACAAGAUUAGUAUUUAUCUUCAAAAUCCCGACACAAAUCUCUGGAAUGGCAGUCUCCUCUGCUUAUAUCAGCUCGUCAAGAAUUUUGAAUAUAAAAAGAAGGAAGAACGGGGUCCACUUCAUGAGGCAAUGAGAAUGCUGUUGCCAAUGUGUUAUGAGCGUAUAGUUCACCUUCUGCCAGAUCCCUCUGAACAUUCAACGUUACUACAAAAACUGAUUCUUAAGAUCUUCUAUGCUCUUACACAGUACCACUUACCUUUAGAGCUGUUGAGUCGAGACACCUUUACACAGUGGAUGGAGGUCACACGACAGGUAGCCGACAGACCUGUGCCAGACCAGACGUUACAGGUGGAUGAGGAAGAGAGACCAGACUUGCCAUGGUGGAAGAUCAAGAAAUGGGCAUUACACAUCUUGGCCAGAAUAUUUGAAAGAUUUAGAGAUAUUAGGCCACAUGACCGUUUUGUGGAGAGGAACAAGGAAAAUGAUAUCAUCAUAAGAGACAUUUGUGUAAGUAGUGGCCUAGAUCCCUAA
This is a messenger RNA of Penaeus vannamei (Pacific white shrimp), 834 nucleotides long. NCBI's taxonomy places the organism in Eukaryota, Metazoa, Arthropoda, Malacostraca, Decapoda, Penaeidae. The record is from RefSeq and is a predicted model, not a curated record.